CAAAAAUGACAAAUCCAAUCCACUUGGAAAUGGAAGUCCCCCCUCUCUCUCUGUCCUUUUGCUUCUGCAACUUAUGGCGUCCAUAGCUCCUGACGCUUAAAACCCACUCGGAGAUUCUUCACAUCCGCAAGACAUUGCUGGUCCAUGUAAACCGCUCAAGAUAUUGGAAAUUAGAGAAGACUAAUGUUUUUGAAUUCCGGAUAUUGUAUUCGAUGUCAGUUCCCCUUAUUAGGAAUUGAUCAGAUGAAAACAGGUGAAGCAGCUUUAUCAUCGGGGUUCAGCUUCUCUAAUUGCAGAACUAGUCUCUUGUGGAAGAGAAAUUCGCUACAUCACGCGGUGGCUACAAGUCCAUUCAAUAUCAAGUGCUCCUACAAGCAAAGUAGAAAGCCUCUAACUAGUUCAAAACGGGUUGAGAAGAAAAUAAUCAAGAAGGCGGGAAAGAAAGAGCACCACUUAUGGCAAAGAAAAGAUUCAGCCGGGUCUGGGCAAAAGGCACUCAAUCUCGUUAGAAUUGUUUCGAGUCUUCCUAAUGAGAAAGAGACCAUUUUUGGAGCAUUAGAUAAAUGGGCAGCUUGGGAGACAGAGUUCCCAUUGAUUGCAGCAGCUAAGGCCUUGAUAAUCCUAAGGAAGAGGAGUCAAUGGGUGCGCGUAAUUCAGGUGGCAAAGUGGAUGCUGAGCAAAGGCCAAGGAGCAACAAUGGGAACGUAUGACACCCUAUUGCUGGCAUUUGAUAUGGAUCAGAGGGUGGAUGAGGCUGAAUCAUUGUGGAACAUGAUUCUGCACACGCAUACGCGCUCCAUCUCUAGGCGGCUGUUUUCUAGGAUGAUCUCUCUGUAUCAUCAUCAUGACAUGCAAAGCAAGAUAAUAGAGGUAUUCGCAGACAUGGAGGAGCUGGGUGUAAGACCAGAUGAAGAUACUGUCAGGAGAGUGGCACGCGCUUUUCAGGAACUAGGGCAAGAAGAGAACAAAAAACUUUUCUUAAGAAGAUAUCAGUGUAAAUGGAAGUACAUUCACUUUAAGGGUGAAAGAGUUAAAGUGAGGAGAACUAAUGCAUGGAAUGAAGAUGACAACUUAGGCAACUAAAAUUGGACUUGCUGGGAUGCACAAUCUGAUCCUGACAUCUGUUUUCCCGUUCUCCAUUUUUAACCCAUAGAUGAAGAUAUGUACAGAUAUAGGGUAAGAUUCAAUGCUACGUACUUGCUAAAGACAGUACUCAGUUGUACAAUCUGAUGGAUUCGGUAUGCAGAUCAUCUUAAAUUUUUUGGA
Messenger RNA from Pyrus x bretschneideri (Chinese white pear), 1266 nucleotides. RefSeq names its product pentatricopeptide repeat-containing protein At4g18975, chloroplastic. Gene Ontology annotation, molecular function: protein binding. NCBI's taxonomy places the organism in Eukaryota, Viridiplantae, Streptophyta, Magnoliopsida, Rosales, Rosaceae. The transcript is spliced from 8 exons. The record is from RefSeq and is a predicted model, not a curated record. Bases 184 to 1083 code for a protein of 299 amino acids.